GAGAACAGGUGGCGCUGGACGAAGUUUCGGGCGGAAACUUGUAGGUUCAGGGGAGGUUAGGCUGCUUCUUAUAAAUAUGCAAGUCCAUUUUUACCGAAGGCCGGUUUAGAACGCAGGCGAACUGUUUAACAAGAGCGACAAUAAAAGCGAUACAAGCUGUUUGGUGCGGGGUGUUUGAGGUUUUUUUGAGGUGUCCUCUGCUUGAAAAUGGAUUGAUCAUCGACCCUUUGACGGAUUGUUGUCACUUCUGAUCCCAGGUCUGCGGUCUAACAAGAAAAACAAAAACAAAAAAACACCGCGUCCUAAAAGCUUUGGAGAUAUCUUAGGACUGUUAUUAAUAUAAUUUGCCCAGUGGUUUGGACUCCCUUUAACUGUUAUCACCUUUCUUUCCCACAUCUCAGGCCCCAACCGCCAGUUCAAGAUGACAGAGAAGGUCCCAUGGUGGAAGGUGUUCAUUCCAAAGAAAAAGAAUGCGGAUCCGUACGGCUUGGGCCCUGACUUCAACCCUUUCGCCCAGCAACCAGAGAGGCUGAAAGACCCGUCCUCUUCGUCCAAGACCACCACCGACCAGACCGUCCCCGCGCAGGGCUCCAGCUUCCUCAGCGACGAAACCUUCGACGACUCCAAGCUGGAAUCGGUGUUCAACGAGCAGACGUGCCGCAGGAACAUGAAGGUUUCCCGCUCGGGCCGGUUCAAGGAGAAGAGGAGGCCGCGCUCGACCCUUCCCAUCGAGGACAAGGGGAGGGAAGCCGCAGCGCCAGGCAGGGAGGACAAACGAUGACCCUGGGGAGAGGGGUGGACGUGUGUGUGUGUGUGUGUGUGGGUGUGCGUGUGCGUGUAAAAAGACUGCUUCACAGUAUUGCUUCAAAAGGAGUGGGAUUUAAAUAGCUGAAGGAACUUUAGUCUCAUGAGGCAUUGUACUGUACUGAGCGCUGGGGAUGAUGUUCAUGUGGGUUUUAUGUCAAUAAUGCAGAAUUCUGAAUAUGAGUUCAGAACUAUUUUUAAGAUUUAAGACAUUUUGUAGGGUUAUGUUACAAAUGUCUUACGUUUUUUUUUCUUAUCAAGGUCAUUGAACCAUUUUGCACAUGAAAUGUCACAAAUGCAACUCAAAGGGCAAGUAUGAGAAGCAAUGGGCUGGUAUUGGAUUCUCUCUCUAUGAAAAUAUUGAGUAAAGGUAUCAUGAAAUGUACAGCAUCACAUCGUGGACUGGCGACUUGUCCAGUUAUUGGUACCAUCCCACGGUUUUUUCCCAACUGCAGUUCAAACCAGCAAUAUCUUAAUGUUGAUAACUGGGACUUCUUUAGUUUCUAUAUCUCAAUUGCCCACUGCUUUUGCAAUUAAAAUAUUUCCAAAUGGCAGAAUUGGUUCACCAAAAGAAGCCAUCAUUAAGCUGACGUUGAACACCAGAAACUUCUAUGAUGGAAAUAUUUUUGAAUGAUUUUGUAACUAAUUUUUUUAAAACCUUGAUUUUUUUUUUUUUAUCAUGAUACUCUCAUUUUCUAAUUUUAUUUUUUUUACAGUUCAUCAAAUCACAAUAAUUUUUUUUUUUUUUAAAGCAGUAAUCAAAAGCUGUUUCUCUCUCAAAAAAGUGAAAUGCCUCUUGGAAAUGAUGUUCAAACAAUUGUUUUCCAAUAUUUGUUGUAAAAAAAACAAAAAAAAUACAAUGUUAAAAUGCUACAAAUAAUUUUUCUACGAUGAAGGAUAGUGCUCGUUUUUGCAAGACCUUUGCAAAACGUUUGACUCUGGGCGGUCUGAAGGAUUCCAGUGAAGAUGAAUCAGAAAUAUUUACCAGCAAAAAGCAGAAGCUAAUGAAGGAUUAAAUUCAAUCAGGCAUAUUUUACAAGGUUUGUUGCAAAGCUGCCUCUACUGAAAACAAUAUGCUCUUGAUAUCCAGAUGAAGAUAUGACAUGUGACAUAUAUAUUUUUUCUAUUUAAAAAAAAAAAGGAGCUGUGUAGCUUUGAUCACCUGUGAAUGCUUAACACAAAGGCAAAAUUAGAAAUAAACCUGCGACAGCUGA
Xiphophorus hellerii (green swordtail) is the source of this 2018-nucleotide messenger RNA. Its product is annotated as proline-rich protein 15-like. Bases 422 to 781 code for a protein of 119 amino acids. NCBI's taxonomy places the organism in Eukaryota, Metazoa, Chordata, Actinopteri, Cyprinodontiformes, Poeciliidae. The transcript is spliced from 2 exons. The record is from RefSeq and is a predicted model, not a curated record.